This is a messenger RNA of Eubalaena glacialis (North Atlantic right whale), 1605 nucleotides long. It is a transcript of the gene TM7SF2, whose product is annotated as transmembrane 7 superfamily member 2. The transcript has 11 exons. Gene Ontology annotation, molecular function: oxidoreductase activity, acting on the CH-CH group of donors, NAD or NADP as acceptor. The coding region runs from base 132 to 1502 and encodes 456 amino acids. NCBI's taxonomy places the organism in Eukaryota, Metazoa, Chordata, Mammalia, Artiodactyla, Balaenidae. Gene Ontology annotation, cellular component: endoplasmic reticulum membrane; nuclear inner membrane. The record is from RefSeq and is a predicted model, not a curated record. Gene Ontology annotation, biological process: sterol biosynthetic process.
UGCAGACAGGUGCAAGCCCAGCUGGGCUGGAUCCUCCGCAUCACCGAGCCCAUCUGCUGGGGGAUGGGGUGGGCUGUGUUUCCUUGACGGAUUUUUGAGAGCCCCCAACCCCCGGCGGAGCGGAGGAGACCAUGGCCCCUCAGGGCUCCCAGGCCGAGCUGGAAUUCGGAGGACCCCUGGGCGCUGCGGCGCUGCUGCUGCUGCUUCCCGCCACCAUGUUCCACCUGCUGCUGGUAGCCCGCUCGGGCCCGGCGCGCCUCCUGGGCCCCCCCCCUUACCUGCCGGAACUCGAGGAGCUGUGGAGCCCGUGGGCGCUGUUGCUGUGUCUCACCUGGCUCGGCCUGCAGGCGGCGCUCUACCUCUUGCCGGCGCGCAAGGUGGCCGAGGGGCAGGAACUGAAGGACAAGAGUCGACUGCGCUACCCCAUUAACGACGUAGGGGGUUCCACUGGCUCCCUCCACACCCCUCCUCCCUCCACUCCCAGCAUUGCUGCCACUCUAUGCACCAGAGAAGUGGCUGGGGUGACCCUGACUAACGGCUUGGGACAAGGCUUCCAGGCCCUGGUGCUGACAGCCCUGUUGGUGGGCCUGGGGGUGUCAGCCGGGCUGCCCCUGAGCGCGCUCACGGAAAUGCUCCUGCCCUUGGCCUUUGCGGCCACCCUCACCGCCUUCAUCUUCAGCCUCCUUCUCUAUCUGAAGGCUCUGGUAGCCCCUGCCUCUGCCCUGGCACCCGGGGGGAACUCAGGCAAUCCCAUUUACGACUUUUUCCUGGGACGGGAGCUCAACCCGCGCAUCUGUUCCUUUGACUUCAAAUAUUUCUGCGAACUGCGGCCUGGCCUCAUCGGCUGGGUCCUCAUCAACCUGGCCUUGCUGAUGCAGGAAGCAGAACUUCGGGGGAGUCCCUCACUGGCCAUGUGGCUGGUCAAUGGCUUCCAGCUACUAUAUGUGGGUGAUGCCCUUUGGCACGAGGAGGCGGUCCUCACCACCAUGGACAUCAUACACGACGGGUUUGGCUUCAUGCUGGCCUUUGGGGACCUCGCCUGGGUACCCUUCACCUACAGCCUGCAGGCCCAGUUCCUGCUGUACCACCCAGAGCCCCUGGGGUUGCCCCUGGCCUCGGUCAUCUGCCUCAUCAAUGCUGUUGGUUACUACAUCUUCCGUGGAGCCAAUUCUCAGAAAAACACCUUCCGGAAGAAUCCUUCUGAUCCCCGAGUGGCUGACCUUGAGACCAUCUCUACAGCCACAGGGCGACGGCUGCUGGUGUCUGGGUGGUGGGGUAUGGUCCGCCAUCCCAACUACCUUGGAGACCUCAUCAUGGCUCUGGCCUGGUCCUUGCCCUGCGGGGUGUCCCACCUGUUGCCCUACUUCUACCUCCUUUACUUCACUGCGCUGUUGGUACACCGUGAGGCCCGGGAUGAGCAGCAGUGUCUGCAGAAGUAUGGCCUGGCCUGGCACGCAUACUGCCGGCGUGUGCCCUACCGAAUCGUGCCCUACAUCUACUGAAGCAGCUCCACGUGUCCCAGGUCGGGCCACGUGCCCACCCAGCUGCCAGCACACCCAGCACCAGGAGCCUGGACUCACCUGGCACUCAAGGGCCUGCACCCUA